AUGGCCCGCGCGUCGUUUGCCACGCAGACGCGGGUCCUCCUCUGGAAGAACGCGACGCUCAAGCGCCGCAACCUGCGCAGCCUCCUCGUCGAGCUCCUUCUGCCCGUGCUCCUGCUCUGGCUCCUGCGCUGGCUCGCGACGCUGGGCAGCGCGGCCGCUGGCGUGACCCAUGUGCCCGAGGCCCGCAACGCCGACGAGGCGCAGCCGCUCCCGACGCUGACGUUGCUGCCGACGCUGCUGGCACGCUCCAACCGGGUGCUUGGCGUCACGUCGCCGCGAGCGACCGAGCUCAUCGCGUUUCUGGACGCACGCUACGCGACGCCGCAGGGCCCGCGCUUUCACGACGUCACGACGGUCUUUGCGUCCGAGCGCGACAUGACCGAGUACGCCAAGGCGUCCAUGACGUCCAACACGUCGCGGCUGCUCUACGCGGGCGUCGUCCUCGAUGGCAACGUGGCGACGAUCCGUCUCAGCGACCAAGCCACCGAGUCGAACGGCGCCGCGCCGGCCGAUGGCGUCCAGCCCGCAUCCGACUUUGGCAUCCUCGCGCAGCUCACGCUCAACAAGACAACCAGCAUGCGGUACCCGGGCUUUCUGCCGCUGCAGAUCGCACUGCACGAGUUUGCUGCCGGUGUGACAUCGCCGGUCGGGUGCGACGGCCUCGCGCAGGACCUUGAUAUCUUUCAAUUGCACUGGACCGACGUCGGUCUCGUAAACGCCGGGAGCUGUGCGUCCUCGACACUUGCCGCCUCGGGCUGGCUGUUUUCGCAGCCCGGUCGCGCCGUGCCCUUUCCAGAGGCCGCGCACGUCGAGGUCCAAGACCCGGUCACGCCGCAGAUCCUCAUGUACCUGAUCUACCUCGGUCUCUGGCCUUUCUCGCGCUUCGUGCGUGACACCAUCAACGAGAAGGAGACAAAGAUGAAGGAGUACCUCUUCAUCCUCGGCGUGCGCGAGUCGGCGCUCGUCUGCAGCUGGGUCGGCGUGUACACUUUGUAUGCGCUCGUGACGGCGACCGCGGCGACCUUGCUCUUCUCCAACGUGCUUUUUGCGACCGGUGCGCUCGUCUUUGGCUUGAUUUUUCUCACGUUUCUGCUCUCGGCCGUCUGCUUUGGCUUGAUCGUUGUGCCGUUCUUUGACCGGGCCAAGACCGCGAUCGGGAUCGCGCCGCUGCUCUUCCUCCUCUGGUGCAGCCCGCUGAUUGCCCAGCGCACGGGCCUCACAAGCGACAUCUGGGCUCUUCUUGGACCACUCACGUCCCCGCUUGUGUUUUACAAUGCGAUGACGGCGACGCUCGGCCUCGGCGCCGACGGCAACCUCCGCGACGUGUCUUUCUCGCACCUCGCGCUGCCGUGGCUGACCCUGCUCGGACACGCGGUGUGCUACGCGGUCCUUGGCGCGUAUCUGGACCGCGUCUUGCCCAAGUCGAUGGGUGUCCAGUCGCCGUGGCAUUUCCCCUUCCAUGCGGCGUUUUGGGCGCCGUCGACCUGUCCGUCCCGGUCGACCAAGACGAGUUACCAUACGUUUACGCCCGUGAUCGAGACGGCGGUGGAUGACGCGCCGGUCGUCGACCUUGACAACGUCACCAAGGUCUAUCCCGAUGGCAAGGUCGCCGUGCGCAAUGUCUCACUCUCGAUUCCCGAAGGAGAGAUUUUCGGCCUCCUUGGCGCCAACGGUGCGGGCAAGACCACGACGCUCUCGAUGCUCUCGGGUGUCCUCGCACCAACGGACGGCGCACUGCGUGUCUGUGGCGACCAUGACAUGACGCGCAUCCGUCAGCACCUCGGCGUGUGUUUUCAGCAAGACGUGCUCUACGACGCGUUGACGAUCGAGGAGCAUGUGGUCUUGCUCGAGCAGCUCAAGGGCCAGGCCGACCUGCGCUUGAUCCGCGCCGAGUGCGCCGCGAAAUGCAUCGCCUUUGGCCUUGGCGACAAGAUUCACGCACCGACGGCAACGCUCUCGGGCGGUAGCAAGCGCAAGGUGUGUGUGCUACUGGCGCUCCUCGGCGACGCCAAGCUCGUGCUUCUCGACGAACCGACCUCGGGCAUCGAUGUCGACUCGCAAAAGCACGUCUGGGCGGCGAUCCAAGGCGCGUUGGCGGGCCGCGCCGUGCUCCUCACCACCCACGCGAUGCACGAAGCCCAAGUCCUUAGCCACCGCAUUGGUAUCAUGGCCAACGGCGAGCUCCACUGCGUUGGCACCAGCGGUGCCCUCAAGGACAAGUACGGCGUCGGCUACAAGCUGCACGUUGUCAAGGCGGCUUCCGACGCCAGCGACAAGGUGCGUCGCGCCUUGGCAUCCGUGCCGGGUGCUAGCGUCCUCCGCGACCACAAGUGGGGUCUCGACUGCCAACUGCCGCUCGGCACCGAAGCGUGCAUUCCCGGCCUGCUCCGAGCGUUCGAUGCGCUCCAAGCCAAUGGCGUCCUCGAGACCUACGACGUAUCGACGACGACGCUCGAAGAUGUGUUUGUCAAGAUUGCCGCCGGCGAUACCGUCAUCCAUUCUGCCGGGACGCCCAAGGCCAUGGACGAGCCGAUCGGGAUGGCGCGGCCGGAGGCGCACAAGUACGCGACGUGGCGCGUGUGCUUGACGCAGAUACGUGCGUUGAUGCGCAAGCGGGCGGCCCUCGUCCGCCGGGACGUCCGCAACACGUCGAGCCAGUACCUCUGGCCGCUGCUCGUCUUUGGUGGGCUUUCGUACCUCCUCGUGCAAGCCGGCAAGUCGAGUGACGAUGCCGUGCCAGCCCUCGCCUCGCCAAUGGUCCUAGCGUCGACGAAGUUGCUGCCGUCGCUGCCGACACCGUCGCUGCUUGGGUCGAACGUGACCUUGGACGGCGUCGUCGACUACCUCCUCGCGCAUCCGGGUGGUUCUGGCGCGGUGUAUGUCGGUGCGAGUUCGCACGCAAUCUUCUUCAACGCGUCAGUUCCCGGUGCCCUCGCGGCGACCAUCCACUCUCUCUACACGGCGGCGUGCACGUCACCAUCGUAUGAAGUCGUUUGCGGGGCGGAGGCCUUCGCCCUCAGUGACGUGCUUGGCGUCGUCCUUGCCAUGUACCUCAUUGGCGCGCUCGUGUUUGCCUCGACGCCGCUCACCACGGGCAUCGUCAAGGAGCGAGAGAGCGGGCUGAAGCAGUACCAGCACUUUUGCGGCGCGUGGCUUUCGGCGUACUGGGCCGCGCACCUCCUCUUUGACCUUGUGGUUUUUUCCGCCUUCAGCCUCAUACUCGUGCUCUGGUGCGUGUACCUUGCCUCGACGGCGCUCGUACCGAUCCCGAACCUCGCCGCGUUGGCCCUCUGCGUGCUUGUCGCCAGUGUCGCGAUCGUCCCGUACAUGUACUUGCUCAGCUUCCUCUUUGGCUCGUCGACGUCGGCGCACACGUUUGUCUCGUACGUGGGCACGUUCCAGCUGCUCUUUGCGCCCAUGACGCUCCUCCUCUCGACGCUCAAUGACGCGUGCACGACGUAUGCGACGCUCUCGCCGUGGCUCCAUGCCGCGUUUCCGCUCAUCUCGCUCGGCGAGACGUUGGUCAACCUCGCGACGACCGAGCUUGCGUUCGUGCGGGGCAUGUGCACGCAAGCCUCGGUGCUCGAGACGCCGUCGAGCCUCUUGCAUGCGUAUCUGUGGCAGACGCUGCUUGCAGGACCGGUAUACGCGCUCUUGGUGCUUGGCAUCGAUGCGUUUUUAACGUACCCGGCGGCGAUGCGCCACGCCCUGCGCUGCGCCCACCGCGAAACGCGUGAGACGAACGAUGUCGAGAUGGGCACCGCUCCGAUUGUGCAAGUGUCGGGCCUCGCCAAGACGUAUUUUGCGUCGUUCUGGCGCCGCACGACGGCGCAGGAUGUCCACGCGCUGUACCCACUGGACUUUACCGUCGCGCCCGGUGAGAGCGUCGCACUUCUCGGUGUCAACGGCUCGGGCAAGUCGACUACGUUCCAGAUGCUGACGGCCGGCGUGACACCGACGGCCGGCGAAGCCACCGUCGGUCCGUGCAACGUCUCGACCGACGCCCCGCGCGCGCGCGACUGGAUGGGCUACUGCCCGCAGCCCAACUGGCUCUUUGACAACCUCAGUGUCCGCGAACACCUCGAGCUCGUGUGUUCGCUGCGCCUCCAAGCACCACGUACGAUCGAGACGGUGCUGACGGCGCUGCAGCUCGACCCGGUCGCGGCCCUUCGCACGGCCAAGCUGAGUGGCGGCAACAAGCGCCGGGUCAUGAUUGCGAUGGCGGUCGUCGCCAAGCCGCCGGUGCUGCUCUUGGACGAGCCCUCGGCCGGCGUCGACGUGGUGGCCCGGCGGCUCCUCUGGCAGCUACUCCGCGACGAAGCCUGCCUCUUCACCACGCACUGCCUCGAAGAAGCCGAGGCUGUUUGCACGAGUGCCGUCGUCCUCGCCAAGGGCAAGCGUGUCUACCGUGGCUCGAUCGCGGCGCUCAAGCAGCAAGUGUCGAAAGGCGUGACCAUGCAAGUGACCUUUUGCGAUCCGCUCGCGUCGCCUGACGUGCAAGCGGCGCUGCGUGCGGACGACGUGGCGUCGGCAAAGGCGCUGCUGCCGUCGACGCGCCACGUGGAAGGGGCGACGGUCGCCGACUAUGUGUUUGCGUGGCGUCUCGAGAAAGACUGCGCGGCGUUGAGCGCACUGCUCACCGCACGCGUGGGCCCGACGCGCACUCUGGAGCAGUUUGGGACGCUCGUGACCUUGGAAGUCGACCGCCAUUCGGCCUCGGACGUGACGCUCGCCGACUUGUUUGAGCUGCUCGAAGGCACCAAGACCGAGCUCCGCAUUGAGCGCUAUAGCAUUAGCGAACUCGCGCUGGACCAAGUGUUUCACCACUUGACUUAA
Messenger RNA from Saprolegnia parasitica CBS 223.65, 4836 nucleotides. RefSeq lists its product as hypothetical. Gene Ontology annotation, biological process: transmembrane transport; lipid transport. The coding region runs from base 1 to 4836 and encodes 1611 amino acids. Gene Ontology annotation, cellular component: intracellular membrane-bounded organelle; membrane. The transcript has 3 exons. NCBI's taxonomy places the organism in Eukaryota, Oomycota, Saprolegniomycetes, Saprolegniales, Saprolegniaceae. Gene Ontology annotation, molecular function: ATP binding; lipid carrier activity; ABC-type transporter activity. The record is from RefSeq and is a predicted model, not a curated record.